AGGAAAAGGGGGGCAUCCAUCAUUUGAAAAGUGCUGUCUACUCUUUAAAAAAUGAUCCAUUAGACCACAACAAAAUCAGUUUUUUGUGAAGAAUUGAAAGUGCAGUUUGCUGUCAGAGUUUAAAACCUCAUUGCUUUAUUGCUAAUAUGGAGCUCAAACACACAGUCGCUACAGAAGAAAGCUUUCAUGACCUUGACCUCCCACUUCCGUCUUCCUCUACGUCCCUGUCUGUCUCCAUGCAUCUGUUUUUUUGCCUGUAACUUUCAAAAACGUACACAUGCUUAUUAUCCACAAGGCUUUGCUCAGCAACAUUACAAUGACACCUGAAAACCAAAGAUGACACAUGAUGUUCCAUCAUCAGCAUGGCACACACUGAGAGUUAGCUGAAUGGACAGCUCCCUUCUUCUGUCUUCUUUUUGUCCUGUAUUUGACAUCUAUCUGUGCAAGAACAACUCAAGGUGAGUGAACUUUCUGCUCUCCAAAAAACAAAAACAAAAUGUGCUUUUUUUCUCCCUCCCACGUUGUUAUUCAUGUAAAGGUUCUGCUACCACGAUGAAAAUGAUGGGUGAUGUCUGGAGGAGAGGACACUUGUUUCUGAGCUGAGCUGGAUCCUGUCUUGACUGUGAGGUGUGUUGAUUUUCCCCGGGCAGGAAAAUGGUUGGGAAGUCCCUGAUUGCUGGCCUGGUGGUCCUUCUGGUGGCUGCAGUGAGCCUGUUCCUGGGGGUCUUCAUGGGGCUGGGGAAGAAAAACACGCCUCCCCCCUCUGACUACUUCUACUCAAAGGCUGCUGUGGCUGCAGAUGCUGGGAAGUGUUCAGAAGUGGGGAGGGACAUUUUGAAGAAAAAUGGUUCGGCCGUGGACGCUUCCAUCGCUGCCUUGCUAUGCGUCGGCCUUUUGAACGCUCACAGCAUGGGCGUCGGAGGAGGGCUCUUCUUUGUCAUCUACAACGCCUCCACAGGGAAGGUAGAAACCAUCGAUGCGAGAGAGACUGCGCCCAUGAACGCCACCGAAGACAUGUUUGGCAACAACACCAGGCUCUCUCGUACAGGUGGAUUGUCCAUAGCCAUUCCCGGGGAGAUCCGUGGUUACGAGAUGGCACACAAGAGGCAUGGCAAGCUGCCAUGGAGGGAGCUGUUUGAGCCCAGCAUUGCCUUGGCUCGCGAUGGCUUCCCUAUAGGAAAAGCUUUGGCUCAUGCCAUCUUCAAGAGCAAAGAGUCAAUUCAAAGAGACGCCAACAUGUGUGAGGUGUUUUGUGAUUCUCAAAAAAACAUCCUGAAGGAAAAUGAUAUCGUUAGAUUUCCAAAGCUGGCCGACACGUACCAACGAAUAGCAGAAGAAGGACCUGACGUGUUUUAUAACGGGUCGAUGGCCCAGAGCAUCGUGGAGGACAUCCAGGCGGCAGGUGGCGUUAUCACCCUAGAUGAUUUGUUGGAGUACCAGCCUGUGCUGAAUGAGAACCCUCUGAAGCUGAACAUUGGGGAAUACACCAUGUAUGUCCCAGACGCCCCCUCCAGUGGCCCUGUGCUGGCACUCAUACUCAACAUAGUGGAUGGGUACAACUUCACAGACACAAGUGUCUCUACAGCAGAGAAAAAGACUCUGACAUACCAUCGCAUCGUGGAGGCUUUUCGUUUUGCUUAUGCCAAGAGGAGCAGACUCGGGGACCCACGUUAUCUCAAUAUUACUGAUCUCAUCCAAAACAUGACUUCAGACUACUUUGCUGAUGGCAUAAGAAGUAAAAUUACAGAUGACACCACUCACCCAGACAGCUACUACGAGCCAGACUAUUUUGUCCCAGACAACCAUGGGACAGCUCACCUGUCGGUCAUAGCUGAGGAUGGAAGCGCCGUGGCCGCCACCAGCACUAUUAAUCUAUACUUUGGUUCCAAAGUCAUGUCUCGAUCAACUGGAAUCAUUUUCAACGAUGAAAUGGACGACUUCAGCUCUCCGUACAUGACAAAUGGGUUUGGAAUCCCUCCCUCGCCCAACAACUUCAUCCAACCAGGGAAGAGGCCGCUGUCUUCCAUGUGUCCCACUAUCAUCUUUGACAAAGACAACAGAGUGAAAAUGGUUGUAGGAGCGUCCGGGGGCACAAAAAUCACCACAGCCACCGCCUUAGUAAUCCUGAACUCCCUGUUCUUUAACUAUGACCUAAAGAAAGCCGUGACGGAGCCACGAGUCCACAAUCAGCUCAACCCAAAUAUGACAGUGGUGGAGCAGGGCUUUGAAAAGAGUGUCCUGGAGGGUCUGGCCCAGAAGAACCACGUAACACAACUGCUGAGGACUCCAGACUCUGUGGUCCAGGCGGUGGUGCGGCAGGGGGAGCGUCUCUGUGCAGAGUCCGACCCCAGGAAAGGAGGCUAUCCAGCAGGAUACUGA
Molecule: messenger RNA, 2379 nt
Organism: Seriola aureovittata
Lineage: Eukaryota; Metazoa; Chordata; Actinopteri; Carangiformes; Carangidae
Gene: ggt1a
Product: gamma-glutamyltransferase 1a
Exons: 12
Coding region: 655-2379 (574 amino acids)
Biological process (GO): regulation of inflammatory response; glutathione catabolic process; regulation of immune system process
Cellular component (GO): plasma membrane
Molecular function (GO): glutathione gamma-glutamate hydrolase
Source: RefSeq, a predicted model, not a curated record